CAAGACAAUUGUUCGAGUGAUGAAAAACAUUCUUUUACCCAGUCUACCGAAAUAAUCCGACAUAAUAUCAACAACAAUAUUAACAAACGCAAUCAAAAUAUUGAUAGGGAUGAUAAUAUAUCACAGCUUAAGGACAGGGAUUUUAAACUGAAAGAAUCCGUACCGCAUAGUGUGAAUAAAUUUGAGUGUACGGCAUCCAAGAACAGCGACCAAAGAGAGAUCCUUUGUGAAAUAUCAGAUAAUUCAGAAACAGAACAAUCUACCAUUGCCAAACAUUCUAAACCAGUUGGUCAACUAAAUUCGGAGAAAACGCUUAAAUCAGAAACAAACAAAUACAGAAAACUGAGCAAAGACAAAGCGGAAGAUAAUGUUCAAGAAGUUGGAUUAACGACAAACAUUCGCAGCUCAAAGAUCAAGAAAUAUGCAAGUGCAAUACCGAAGUUGAAAGGAAAUGUAGCAAAUACCGGUGGAUUAAGAAAAGUAAGUAAUUUCAGGAGUAAUCAGUAUACCUUCAACAAUACUGAUCUUUCUUCAAAUAAACACCGUACAGCUACAACAUCUCAACCCGAAAACAAAGUGAACAAACUUCGAGUACAGGAAACACCUACUACUACCAAUGUUAUCUCGAAUAAGCAAUGUCUACCUGUGCCCAAACAUACAGGUAAGAAAAACGUUAGUAGGUUGGAUAUAGUUGAUACAAUCAGUAGAACAGACAAGACAAUACCGUUUAAUAAAGGAGAUGUACAAAAUCAACGAAGCGAUGGUAUAAACAAAUACUGUCGUAAUACACGUGUUAAUGAACCGGUAACAAUUAAAGGUAGAUUAAGUAAGACUGGGAAGUCGAGGACAGCCCUAGUUACUUCUAAAGAGAACAGUGAUUUUACAGAAUCUUGCACUGAUAACAAAGUAAGUCAAGUUUUGAUUGAUGGGAAACAAAAUGAUGUAAAAAGUGCUGGAAAUCUCCAACAACUGAAAACUGAAUUGGACAUUCUAUAUGAGGACUUAAAUGCCGACAAAAAUAACCGAAAUGAGAUAGAAGAUCCGACAAAAAAUUCUGAAAGGUGUUCUAACGAAGGUAGGAAAAGUUUAAGCUUAAAUUCAGAACAGGACACUUUAAGUGCAAAUAACAAAAAUAGCCGAAAGUCUCCUUUAAGUUGUCAAUAUAAAUUUAAUGACUUUACCUGUGUGGAAUUCAUAUUAACUAACAAUAAAUCAACCACUGAGAAAUAUACAUUAAAUAUUGAAAAUGACAAAAAUAAAAGUGUUACCUCCGAGGUCAAAAAUAGCUUAAAACUAAAGAUAAAAGACAGGAAUGACAUUUUAAAAACAAAUGAAAAAUGUGAGUCAUCGAUUAAUCUCAAGGUAAAUUCAACGGAUGUGUCCUCGAACUUUAUGAAAUUUCAAAAAACGGGAAGUGAUGGUAUAAUGGACAUUGUUAUGCCUCCAAAAUGUGACAAAGGAAGAAAACACACAUUCAGUAAUGAUAAAAUUGAAAGAAAACUAACAGAUGAUGAGGUCAAAGAGACAGGAAAUGUAUUAAAAACUGCAAAAACUAGCGUAACUGCACACAGAUUAAAAUCAAAUAGUGGAAAAUCUGUAACAACACCACAGGUGAAAGUUAAAUCAUCAAUUAAAGAAGACGAUCAACGUAAACAUGAUUCAAAGAAAACAUCAGCUGGUGAUGUUCAUAAAAACAAAAUAGAUAAUGUUAAAAAUAAAAUUUUUGAAGAAAGGCAACUUCAUAAAGAUAAACUGUUAUCAAAAAACAAAAAAUUGUAUACUACUGACGUUGGAAAAUCUGACCAGUUAAAAAACAAACAAAAGGAUAAGGAAUCGUCGUCGAAAGGAGAGAAAUCAAGAGGACAAGAAGAGGUGGUAAUUAAAAAACACAAUGAUAGCAAUGUAUCAAGUAGUAAAGCAAUAAACAAAGUUUGUCAAAGUAGCCCCAACAGACAAAUAGUAGAAAGUGAUAAUAGACAAUCAAGUGAUAAAGAAAUAACUCAUGAAGUGGAUGAGACUUGUAAAGCUGCCAAAGAUAAAUCAAUUAAUUGCUCUGGAGGUACUGAAACUUUCUCCAAAGAUAAAUAUUCAAAAGAUGUCAGUUCUAAAUUGUUUCCAACAUCGGAUGCGCAAAUCAAAGUAAUUGAACAAACAAAACGUAAAGAAAGUGGUAGCACAAAUUUACGCUGCAAGAACUACGUUAGGGAACAACCAUCUGCCGAUCGAUUACAUAAUAUCAGGAGUAUUGGCAAUAAUAAUUCAGGAGAAAUUGAUCAGUUAGCAGACGGACAGAACAAUCCAAAUGAUCAGAAGGUGCAGCAAAAUGCACCGAAACAGUUAUCUUAUUUAUUAGAUUUGAACAUAAAAUCUGAGAAAGACAUUAGUUACGAUCAUGAAGAAUCUUCUGCAAAUAUUGUUGUUUAUAAUCAAUCAGAAGGUAACUGUCAGCAAUAUAAACUUGGAAACCUGUCAUCUGCUGACAAUGAAAAAUGUAAUGAAAGUUGUACAGGAUUAUAUCAAAGUGAAAAUAUUGUAGGAACUACAGGUCAAUGUGUAAAUGACCAUGACUGUGCAAUAUCAUCAUCAACCGUGGAGAGAAGUGUGCCAAAAGCGAUUAUUAAUGAUAAUAUGAUGAUGGGAAAUGAUUUACAAUAUAUGACAAGUGUUCCAAACUCAUGUCGAGGAUUUAGUGAAAGUAUCCAAAAAAACAUUUUGGAUUUAGGUACGAAUGAUUCUUGUAAUCAGGAUAAUAAUGAUUCAUUAACAUUCAUUAAUAACGGAUUAAGUAAAUCAACUGAAUCUACUGACAGAAAUAAUCGUGGUAUCUCGUUACCAUGUACGGUGUGUACGGAGAAAAACCUACAUUGUGACUUUACGGACACCAUACUGGGUAAUAAAGUGUGUGUUAAAAACACCGACCAAAUGGAAAAUCAAAAUGAUUGUUUCUCCGACACUGGCAGUUCUUUAAGUGAUCAUGGAAAACAAACCGAUAAUAACAAAGUUAAAGAUCAAACAAAAGUAAAAGGCGACAAACAAGUAAGAAGGAAAACAGAGAGAAAAUUGCUAUCUCCCAAAAUUUCAACUAAGAAAUUCAAUUCAGAGAUUCCGAAUUUGGUAAAUUCAGUAAAAGUGAAAACCCUGCCUAAAAGUGACAGGUCUGAAAAAGAAAAACUGAACCAAGAGAAUGCUAAACGCAAAGAAAAAAUACCACGGACAAGUACGCCUACUUCAAAUAAAUCAAAACCAAAAUGCGAUGGACAUCGUUCAUCAUCUAAACAGAGUUCGAUCCGUACUAACGACAAAAAGUAUCCUAAUAAUUUUACUGGUGUUACAGCUGGUCUCACCCCUAACAAACCAAUCGACAUUAUAAAGGAAUGGAGUCCGUGUUCUGAUGUUUCAAAUGCAUCAUCUAGCGGAUCUUACAAAGGUGUUAGGCCAAAAACUACAUCGUUUAUCAGAGGUAAGACUUACGAAUCAUCCGAUAAAUUAGUGAACACAUUAACAAGUCAAAAACAAAAGAAUACGUCUAAUAUUUCUAAAACACCCGUCGAAUGUUGUCAAUCAACGAGAAAAUCAAAUAGAAGUUUUUCUUCUCCCAAGAUAACGAAUUCAAAAUAUACACUGUCUGGUAAACAAUUAUCGACCAACAAAAUAAUCUCUGUUGGAUGUCCGUCAGCCGCACAGAAAACAGCAGAAAAUGUCAAAGACCGAGAAAAAUCAAUCAACUAUCAAACACAAUCCAAUGUCAAAACUGUAAGAAAAAGUUCAACUCCUUCUCCAAAUAGAAAACCUAAAGAUAAAAAUUUAACACUCAGCGAAGAAUCUCUCAAAAGCCAUAUUCCAAUAAAAGCUGACCAAGACAAGACAACUCCAAUAACCAUGCGACCAGAUAGCCUUCCAUUACAUACUACUACCCAAAAAAAUCUCCUUUCCUCAAAAGGAGAUGCUUCGCAUAAAAAUACUUCAAAAGUAAAUCGUGUCAUAUCACCAAACGAAAUGAAGAUAAAUGCAAAACACAAGACACAGCGUCAUUCGCCAAGUCCUACGAUAUCUCUUAGUUCAAGAGCUAGUAGUAUUGCAUCAUUAUCUGACCGAAAGGCAACUCAAAGACGACCAGUUAGUUGUAAAACCACGUAUAAAUCACAAAAUUCUAAUAUUCCACAGACAACCAACAGACAUCCAUCAGAAUCCUCGUCAGGUAAAAUUAACAAGAUUCCAAUAGCGUCUCGCCCGAAAAAAAUCCAGGCUAGUCAGAUGAAAGAUCUGAAGACACCGUGCUCGUCGAAAAGUUGUACACCAAGUCCUACCUUGUCGAGGAGCUCCAGGUCAUCAAGCGUCGUAUCUCCUUGUACAAUAAAGAAUCAAAAUUUGAAAAUUAAACAAGAAAUAACUAAGAAGAAACUUAACAUUUCAAAUUCACGAAAACCUGAGUUAUUACAAAUAAACAAAGUACCAAUUCGUAGGUCCAGUUUAUCAAGUAUCAAAACUGUCAAGGUUGCGAGGACACCAGAUGAUGAUAAAAUCGGAAAGCAAAUGACAACAGAAUCAAAAAUACAGAGAACAUCAAAACUUCCAAAGUCAAAAUUAACACAACAAACUUCCGUCGAUUGUAAAAAGCAUCGACCACAAACAACUAGUACAAAACAUAUUAAUGAAAGUACAUUUAACAAGGAUAAAGAGGAACACAAAACAAAUGUUAAGAAAGCUGAAGACCUAUUAAAACAGACUGACAAAAAGUCACACGAAGAGGAACAUCCCAUUUGUAAUAAGACUUCUGAUAUCAAUGCAGAAACAUCAAACACAGUUUGUCUGUCUGAUAAACCUGAUCAUGUUCCUAUAACAGAUCAAAUCAAAGAAGAGCCGUUUGAUUUUUGUGAAGCACAAAAUUCAAAUAUUGUAACAAACCAACAACUUCAAAAACAGGUGCAAGAUCCAUUAAUGGAGAUUAGAUCUAUAUCAAAUAGUAAGACUAUUACUCCCAUGGAAUUUCAACAGAAACCCGAAGUUCACUCAAGUGUCGAAUCUGUGUGUAGUGAACAAUACUGGUCCGCAAGUGAAGGAGAAAACGAACAUGACAACUUACAAUUAAAAGACAGAGUCGUUCCUAUGAUUCUAACUAACGAAACAAUGGAUAGCAACAAAAACAAAGAGAUUUUAUGCGACCAGCACAAUGAUGCAGCGUAUAGUGUUGCAGACGAUGAGUGUGAAAAAUCUCACGUGCAGUUGUCAGACAAUUGUGCAUUGAAUACUUUGCCUUUAGAAUCUAAAACCGAUUUGUUACAUAAUUAUAUUGACAGAACAUGCACGACAGAAAAUGAUUUAGAAAAUUCAACUGAUUUAAUGAUAGAAAAUAUUAGUCAGCACUGGAAAUAUGAUCAUGAUACGUCAGAACGGCUUAUAAACACUUUUUUGCCAGUUGAUUCGGAAGAUUUUGAUAAGGCUCAAUAUGUGUCUAAAGAUUAUGAAGAGAAUAUCUCCCAACAUUCAAAUUUAGAACAACAUCUCAAUGCAGGAAACGAUAAAUUGAGCGUAGAAAUAAAUGAAGUUAAUCGAUGUAAAUUUGAAUCUAAGUACAACAUUGAUAUAGCGGAAAACGCUGUCAAAGAAGUAUAUGUCAAAACUGAAAAAUUAUCAGAGCCAAACAUUAUGGAGCACCUGAUAAACAAAAACUCAUCUAAAUCAGAACAUUUACCAGAGGAAGCUGUUGUUAUAUACUCUGAACAACAAUCAGAACAGCAAUGCGAAGAAGAAUGCAAAUGGGAAAUAAGUUCAAAAGGGCAUCUUUAUUUGGAAAGCAACAGCAUUGAAGAGGACUUUGCAUCAACAUACCAUUCAGAGGGAUAUUUUAAUAAUGGAUUAUAUUUAGAGUCAAGCAAGGGCGACUUCAACACGUUUGAUAAAACGGAAACGUAUGAAGUGAGAACUCCAUCAAUACAAGGAAAUAGUCAAUUUGAAACAAAAACAAUUAAUCAAAAUGAGGAAGUUUCAAGAGUACGAGAUGAGCUAAUUUGUGAAAAUAUCAAUCUUCUAAAAAAGGAUUAUAUAAAAGAGUAUGACUGUCCAGAAAACAAGAUUUAUGACAGGACUAUAACAACAUUUGAAAAUGUACAGUUGUAUUGUAAUCCAACUUUAGACGAAUCUGUUUUAUCAAACAACGUCCGUUCAAAGGAAGAUUUAACUUUAAAAGAUGAAAUUUACAGUGAUAAGAGUUUUAUCGAUUCAACGACUGAACUGAACGAAACAGAAUCUGAGCAUAGUGACAGCAGCAUGGCAAGUAGUAGCGUACAAAACUCUCCGGGUACCCGACGACCACGCCGUCAGUUUAGCAGGGCAGAACGUAAACAAAAGUACGAACAAUUGUCACUUAAAAGUCAACAAAAUAGCACUGUUUCCUCUUCCACGAAGAAUUCAAGACUUGAUGACUGUUCACAUUAUUCAAAAGGGGAAGUGCCGGUUCUACACACCAAUGAAAUCUAUCAGACAUCUUCAUCACACAAAUCUGAAACUUUUGAUAGUGCAGGUAGAAAUAUAUCUGGUACAUGUUAUAGCGAAAGUUUAAAUUCAAAAAGCAGAUGCACAGAAAGUUCACUGAUUAAUAAAAGUACGGUUCGUCUCAAAUAUCACACGGAUGAAAGCACUAAUAAACAUGUCGAAGAAAAACUAAACGAAGAGGCAACUUUUACAAAAAUAAUAACUUACGAACAUGAUACAACAUUAUCUCAUUCACAAAGCCAAGAUUCUGAGUUAAUUUUAGUAGAUAAAACAGCAUUAUCAAGUGUUAAACGCUCUGAGGAUUCUGAAGCGGAUGCCUCACAAGGUGUCGUGAAAAGGACUUUACCGGUUUCCAACACGACAGAAAACAGACGUGCCAUAAAUUUGGACAAACUUUUUCGUUCCGAGGAAGGAUUUUCUAUAUCUGUGGAAUGCACUUUGCAACUGAGUGAACAGGUACCUAAAAUAAGUAAAACAGAAUGUGUUCAUGGAAAAUCAGAUGUGCAUGUUUCAUCAGUUGACGUUGAGGAAACCGUUCAGUUGUGUCUUCGUGACGACGAGUCCUUGUCAGGAAAUGAAACUGGUGUUAGCUUGGAAACUCUUAAAACUGUAAGUAAUGAGCAUGUUUUUGAUAUUGGUCAGGUGAUAAACUCUUCACCUGAUACAAAAUAUUAUCAAGAUAAGUUCAUGCCAUCAGAUACGAGUAUGCAAGAUAAGAACAUUUUCGUAGAUGCUAAUUAUGAAUGCACACCAAGUACAUCGAAUUUCAAUAUGAAUAUUUCUGAUAAAAUCCAAAAGGAAGUUGGCACAAGUUUUUCUGAUGAUAUCACAUCAAAUGAAAUAAAAGAGACAGAAUAUGAUAUCGAGCAGAAGUCGUCAAAUUUCAAUAAAUGUGAACCUCAAUUAGAAAGUAAUUUGGUACUAGAUAACAGUAACAUCUUGCAUUCCUCUGAUACCGAACAUCUGAAACAUGAACAAAAAAUUUCAAAUUCUCCAUUUGCAGAAAUGCAUGAAAAAUUUGUGAUAUGCGUUGCAAACAAUGCCAUCCCUUGUAUUGAAAAUGAUAAGUCAUCAAAAACGUGUUCUGAUGAAGCAAGUGAAAACCAUGUUGAAAACAAUGUAAGUCAAGCUGAUAGGAAACACAUGACUUUGGAUUUGCCCACAAAUGAGAAACAUAAUAGUGAAAUGGGUCUGACAGCUAAUGUUAAAGUACAAAAGAGUAGAGACAGGAAAAAUAUAAGGCGCCUUACCGAUACAAUACUUUUUGAUGGACAUAAUGAAAAGAAUAAUGCUACAUCUACACCAAAGAUCAAGCAAAGAGCAAGAAGCAAGAGUCCUGUAGGAUGUUCUCAUUCACGAGACAUGGACAGUGACCAGGUACACAGUCAUUCUGGACAUGGGAAAGUUUCAGAGAUAUGCAGUAAAUUCAUUCAGAAAACAACACCUGGAAUUAUUUCUGUUUCGCCAUCUGACCCUGGACUGGCCUGUCAUUUGAAAGCUGUUUCACCAUCACGACAUAUGAAAUGGGCACGUGUCGAGGGUGUAUGGCAAAGGGUUCCUGUUGAUGAUUCCUUUUCUCCCUCAUCUGACGUAAUACCGAGGGAAGUUCAAAAUAAGGCAUCAAAACCAAAUAGGAAAUCGAAUGAAACUUUGUUUCAAUGGAAAAAUUUAUAUGACAAAAUUCAGAAGGUUCAACAAGAAAAACGUGACCUGGAAGACGAAAAUACUAUUGAAUCACAUGAUGAUAUUCAUAGCCUGAUUAAUAACAUCGAUAAAACAGAGAGUAGAGACACCGAAAUUGACUCAAAGAUAUCAAAAACCUCGAAGUCAAAGCCCAAACCACCAAAAACACUGCCAAAACCAAAACGUCAUACCAAAUCUGACCAUACAACAGGAGCCAAAGUUUUGUCCAUCAUACAUCCAAAAGGUGAUAAUGAGUUGAACAAUGUUUCAUCAGAUGGGGAUAACGAGCUAACAAUAAUGCACAAAAACGAAGAUGGCACUAGAAAUAAAAGUAAACAGGUGCAGAAAAGUGUCGAAGAUAAUAAAGAAAGAGAGGAAACAAUAUGCAUCCAGUUAAUCUCUUCAGAAAAAGAACACGAAAAACACAUAAGAGAAGAAACGUUCAAAUCGACCGCUACCAUGAGUAAAAUCACAAUAGAUGAGAGGAUUGUUGAAUGUAUAUCUUUCAAAAAAUUGGAUGGCGACAAAAUCAUUGAAAUCACUAAAGAAAAUGAGAAGAAUGGAAUUAUGCAAAUUGAUAGCCCUGAGGCUGACAUGGUGGGAAUAAAAGAGUCAUUAUCAGCAUGUAAAACACAAGAUAGGGAACGUCCAUUAGAAAAUAAAUAUGCAGAAGAGAAAGUAAAAGUCCAACAUAUGUCAAACGAGAAAGACCAACCUGUUCUUAUUAAAAGUAAGUUGAAACAUGGUCCUGAUACAAGGAAAACAGCAUCGGGAUGUGCAGAAAAUUUUAAUGUUUUUGAUGGUAUACCAUCAUUUAGUAUUGACAAUGAUGGUCAAAUGAAGCAAAAAACGGUACCCAUCAAGCAAGAAAUGUUUCCGAAGGAAGAAGAUAUUUCCUCGGAUUUUAUAGCUAAAGUGCUCAGAGUGAUGGAUUCAUUUACAACCGAUAAUGAUCAAAGUUCUGGUGUUCAAUUCGUUGUUGGGAAUGAAGAUUCUAAAAGUGAUUUACAUAGGGAUUAUAGGAAUACAAAUGUUCCCCAUCAUGACAACGACAGAUCAGAGACUGGGCUUUUCAUGUAUGGACAGAGACAACCUAAGCUUCUGUCAGAAAUUUCAGAACUUGAAGAAAGAGGUAAUGAGGACAUCCUCGAAGAUACAAACAAAAACAUCACAAACAGAAAGGCUGUAAACAGUCCACCUUGUAGUACUCCGUCAUCUAUCAACAGCAGAAGUCCUUGUUUACAGAGAUCGUCGUUCUCACAUAGAUCACACAGCCUUCCAACUACUGCUCUGUCCCAUCCUGGAAGUAGAAUUCUGUAUCGUAAUGGCUCAUUCAUUAUUGAACCUGAUUUUCCAGAGGAAAUUGAUGAAGAUAACGAAACACAUAGUCUUGACAUUGAAAAUGGAAAUGUGAAUAAUAGUAACACAAUGGGAAGGGAUUUGAUACAAGACCGGACUAACUAUUCUAAGUGCAAGCGGUCACAGUCAGAAGCAGAUUUGUGUGACGUUGAUGACAAUUUGUUUUUACAGAAUGACGGAAAUUUAACUGUAAUUGAAAACGAAAAUGCUGACAUCCCCUUACAUGGUGCACAAACAGAACAUGUGGAUGAUUCUUAUACUCAGCAUUCUCCUAUAGAGCAAAAUGAAUUAGUAGAUACAGGAGUUGAUAACAAGAGAAAAACUAGGUUAAAAAAGAAGUCUCGAUUAGCUGCUCGAAGAAGUAGAAGUUUUAAGGAUUUUUCUGAAACAGAAAAACCUAUUGUUGCUUUACGCAGGAACUUAAGUUUUGUUGAGGCAAUAAAGUAUAAAGAAAAUUUAAAUAUUCAAAAUAGGAAUGGUAGCCUUCAGAGUCUCAAUUCAACUACCAGUGUUGAAGAAUCUCCUCGCCAUGACAGAAAAAUGUCUUUAGAUGAUACCAGAAGCAAAAGUCAGGGGUUCUUACAGAAGGUGUUUGCUCGACGAAAAGGAAGUCUCGAUCAGGGAGGAAAGAAAAAGUCCUCAGAAUCAAAGGAGUCAAUAUUAUGGAAAAUGUCUUUAAAAACAUUAUUUGGUGCCAAGAAAACCAAAGAACAAUCUGUUGAAAAGGUGCUUUGUGAAGAACCACCAACUCCACCUAUUGCUGCCUUUCAAAGUGACAAUGAUAUUCAUAUAAUGGAUUCUGCCCCGGGAUCACCCUAUUCUAGUCUAAGAUUUAAAAGGCGUCAUACAUCUGCUGAAAUUUACGAUCAAAGUGGUACCUCUUCUUCCAGGAGCUCAUUAGAUAUUGUAAACCAUCGAUCUCGUUCUGGUCGUUUUGAUGAUCAACUAAGCGUAAAAUCUUUCAAUUCAAGUAAUCUGUCUAUAUCAGAACAACCAUUACGGCCAAAAAGUCCUAAACCAAACGUGACAAUUGUUCGUAGAAAUUCAAAUAUAAGCUUACCAAGUUCACCCACUAAUGAAGUGAUGUUUGAUAUGGGUGGAAAACUUUUAGAAUCUGUUCACAGAAAAUAUGACAGUAUCGAUGCGACAAAGAUAAUAAACGGCAAUAACUCAAAUCACUAUGCAUCUGCUGAUGUCCCUACUCACAGACCCAACAAACUGUCUGCUAUUGACUUAGAAAAGCUUGCUUCACUUGUCCAGAAUGACAUGACAUCCAGUAACAGUAAUGACAGUGGUAUACAGCAUGAUGUCAGUGUACACUCCAGUAACGAAUCUUUGAAGGCAAAUACAGACAGUUCAAAUGUAACAAGGAGAAGAAAGUCUCCAUCACCAAGACCAGAAAGACCAAAAUCAGAAAUCAGUGUAAGAUGGGCCGACCUUGUAGAGACUACCGACAUAUCUCCCGUCAAACGGAGGGAGAGUGGAGAAAAUCGACCAAGACCAAAGUCAGAUUUAGAGGAUAAUUUACAACUUUUUGAUGAAAUGUAUGAGGAUAUCUUUGACGACUUUGGUUAUUUUACAGGAGGAAGCUCUCUAAGUCCAGAUAUGAAACCUUUUGGUAGUCAGAGCAGUCUGCAGUUGAUGUACAGUUCCUUACAGAGUUUGGAUUCAUUACGGAAACAUGAUUCAUAUGAACAGAAACCAAAUAAACGACGGAUGUCCACACCUCAUCCAAUCAAAACAAGAUUAUCAAGAGUACCUCCUAAACAACAGAAACGUGUGCCCCUCGUCAGAUCUCACAGUAUGCCAGAAAGUCUCGACAAACUCCACCGCAGGAAGAAACUUCAUAGUGCAAUAGGUUCAAGUAAUCUUCAUGAUAUAUACCUCAGACACUUUGACGAUGACAGUAGUUCUGAUGAUGGUUCAGAUAUAUCAGUCGAUCACAUUGUUCUCAAUGAGAAAAGUUUAAGUGCAAGGUCAUCAAGAGCAGGAUUAUCUACCCUUGACGAGAUGCCAGAGAGUGAAAACCGCACAUAUGCUGAAGCAUUAUGGGACCACAUUACAAUGGACCAAGAAGAGUUACGAUUCCGUGCUGGUGAUCUGUUAGAGAUUAUAGACAUGAAUGACAAAGACUGGUGGUAUGGUGCUUUAGAUGACCACCAAGAAGGAUGGUUACCUGCCACCUUUGUUAGGUUGCGUGUAAACCAAGACCAUUUUGAGGAGGAUUUUAUUGGCCGCUUCUCAGAAAUACCAGAACACACUAGUCCCAACCUAAGACGGAUCAGUAUGAUUAAUCCAGACCAAGGACGGAUCAAUGUCAUCAAUGAAAUCUUACAAGCUGAACAAGACUAUGUUAAGCAUAUGAAAGAUGUAGUUGAGGGAUAUAUAAGACAUGCUCGUAAAAGAGUAGAUAUGUUUACUGAGGAGAAGAUAUCUGUGAUAUUUGGAAAUAUAGAGGAAAUAUUUAAAUUUUCCACCCAGUUUCUAGAGACUUUAGAAAGUGCCUAUUGUAAAGAACAGCCUCAUCAAAGUGAACUUGGAAAAUGCUUUCUUAAACAUAGCAAAGGAUUUGAAAUAUAUUCAGACUAUUGCAAUAACCACCCAUCAGGUUCAGCAGAACUUAAAGAUUUAUAUAGAAAACAAAAAUACAGACAUUUCUUUGAGGCUUGUCGUCUUUUACAAGAAAUGAUAGAAAUCCCAUUAGAAGGCUUCCUUUUAAAUCCCGUCCAGAAAAUCUGUAAAUAUCCACUACAGUUAGCUGAGCUUCUCAAAUAUACCCCACAAACACAUCCAGACUACGUCAAUAUACAGCAAGCUUUAGAAGCCAUGAAAAAGAUUGCAGCUCUCAUCAAUGAAAGAAAGAGAAAAAUGGAGAGUAUUGAAAAACUAGCCAGAUGGCAGCAUACUGUGGAAGAUUGGCAGGGUAAAGAUUUAUUAGAACGGAGUUCUGAGUUAAUAUACUCAUCAGAAAUCAACAAAAUUAACUCUGCAGGCUGGUCACAAGAAAGAUGGUUUUAUUUGUUUGAUCACCAACUUGUGUAUUGUAAAAAGGAUUUGUUAAAGAGGAAUGGUUUUAGUUAUAAAGGCAGAAUAGAUAUUGACGAGUGUGAUAUUGAAGACAUUGAAGAUGGAAAAGAUGUGCAGUAUAAUGUAACAGUGAAAAAUGCAUGGAAGAUUCACGAGGUAGAUAAAGAUAAGUGGUACUUAUUGUAUGCAAAAACACCAGCUGAGAAACAGAGAUGGUUAAAAGCAUUCCAGAAAGAAAGAGAGAGAGUUAAAGAGGACCAAGAAAAUAAUUUCAUGCCAGACCAUUGGAAAAAUAAAAUAUUAAACAGAAUAAAAGCUUCUCAGGAAAAACAGAACUCCAGAACACAGUCUGAAAUACAGUACAAACAGGAGUUCAUAAGAGGAAUUCCAUCUCAUGCUACUCUUCCUAGGUCCUAUAGUAAAAAACAAAACAAAAGAAGAGGAUGGUUUCCAUUUGGUGGGAAGCAGAAAUCCAAAACAUGAUCAUGAUAGAUCUCUUUCUAAGGAUGAUAAAAUCAGAAUCAUGAUUCACUAUAUGGAUUAUGAAUAAGAUCAGCUGACAAGACAGAUCGAACUACUGAACAGGACUUGUAUGAUGGAAAAUGUGACCAAAGGGAGAUAAAUCAAAUAUUAUACAUUUAAGUGAUCAAAGCAUAGAAUGUGUGAUAGAACACGACUUGUGACAUACCAUUUUUGUGUAAAGAUCUGAUACCUCUGUUUUUCCAUAACCAAAUACUAACAAAUAUUUUCUAACAAUUUAUAGUAUAUAAUGAUGAUAAUUUUCUUUAAAGAUAUGUCACAUUUCAUAUGGUGCUCUUGAUAUAUUCGUCAUCAAUCAUUAUUCCAUUUUAUGAAAAGUUAUCAUCAAAGUGCUAAUUCAUGUCAGAAAUCAAAUAAUUGUAGGAUUAAUUUAUUGUUGUAAAUGACCAAGUCAUGUUAUUUUUUGUGUCACUGCUAUAAAUUUUGUCUUUGUGAAGUCAUUAAUACUUUUUUCUGUAUCUAAUUGACUCCAAGAGUAAAUUUUUGUAUAAUCAUUCUAUAAAUGAAAAUAAAAGGUAGAUAGAUACUUCAUCAUUUUCGCUCAUUUUCGAAUACAUAUUCAUUUUAGUGUUGAAGUUUUAUCCUCUUUUAUUUUUGUACCUUCGAUUGCUGACCUAUUGAUAGAUUUAAAUGGAAAAUAUUAAUUGUCUUAUUUUACUGUAAAAUAAGCUUUUGAUUGUAAUCCUUUAUUUAAAUGUUUAGCCUUUGACCAAAAUGAUAAUAUUUCUUGCUAUCAAACCAAAGUGAUAACAUUUCCAACUAGUACAAUACAUCAGAUUAAACAAAUUAGAAAAUUCCAAAUGAGUGAGAAUGUAUCUCAGGCACAUUCUAUCUAUUGUGUAGUUCAUUAACAUUAUGAUCUCAUAUUCAUUUAUUUCCAUAUAUUUGCUCAUGAUAAUUACUUUGCACAGGCUGAGGAAGAAUGUCACAAAAUCAAAUCACCAAAUUUUCAAUUUAUUUCAGCACUAAAAAAAAAUGGAAAUGUUAGUUGGUAAUAUAUUGCUUUUACAGAGGAAACAAUAUUUUUUUUUAUGAAAGUAAAACACAUCUCAUGAAACUGAAAGAUUUUUUUAAUCUUAGCCUGUGCAAAUUUAAUAAGUUAUAACUCUAGUCUUGAGUUCCAGUUUUAUGUGAUUAAUUAUAUUUGUAAAUUUUAGAGCUUUGUAUAUAUAAUGAAUUAGUGCUUUGUAGUGACCCUGAGAUUGACUCUCAAUAGAAAAUUUAAGCGAGUAUAUUAUAUUUGAAGAUGUAUAAAUUGAUUGAUAGAAAUAUUAUAUAUUACUGCUGUUAAUAGGCAGAAGCAAGAUAGAAAAUGUAAUGAAAGAAAAGUAAAAAAUCACAAAAUUAAA
This is a messenger RNA of Mytilus californianus (California mussel), 14450 nucleotides long. Its product is annotated as rho guanine nucleotide exchange factor 4-like. NCBI's taxonomy places the organism in Eukaryota, Metazoa, Mollusca, Bivalvia, Mytilida, Mytilidae. Bases 1393 to 13044 code for a protein of 3883 amino acids. The record is from RefSeq and is a predicted model, not a curated record. Gene Ontology annotation, biological process: intracellular signal transduction. Gene Ontology annotation, cellular component: cytoplasm. The transcript has 17 exons. Gene Ontology annotation, molecular function: guanyl-nucleotide exchange factor activity; protein binding.